Didymodactylos carnosus is the source of this 549-nucleotide messenger RNA. Lineage: Eukaryota; Metazoa; Rotifera; Eurotatoria; Philodinida; Philodinidae. The record is from the annotation of a GenBank genome assembly.
AUGCCUGCCGCAUUGGAUGUCACACUUGAUAACGAAGUUGCAUCAACUUUAGCUGCAGCAACAUCCGGGACAGCGCCUGGUGAUCCAAACAUCAACCCGCAUACAGGUAAACCACAUCGUAAUCCACGCUAUCCUACUCCACCUCCACACGGUCUCGGUUUACUACCACCACCAAAAUUUGUUCAUUCUGGUACGGUUCGAAAUCUAACUAAUCAAUCAGUUCAUUGUACGGUGCACUACUGUGGUCAUUAUAUUGAAGAUACACAACAUUUAGAAACUGUGGAAGGUGAUUUAGAAGCAAAAGUUGGUAAACUACAUUUUUAUGAAAAAAAAUUUCGUCAUCGACCAGAAACAACGCAUGAUAAUCGUAAACGUAUAUAUAAACUAACUGUUAAACGAUCAGAUGGUAUAACAAUGGAAUUGAAUGAACCAUUUGAAAAUAUUGAUCGUCCAAAAGCAGUAUGGGAAUUUUGGGUUAAAGAUAAAAAAAUAUUAUCAAUUGAUCCACGUGAAGAUCAAGAUUUAAAAGAAGAAAAACAAAAGGCUUAA